GUGCGUGUAUUGUGGCUGUAGCUCUGGUCGGGCAGCAGGAGCAGGAGGCAGAAUCCAGCAGCUCUGUGCUUUAAAGCACUAUUUAUUUAACCUAAAAACAGCGUUUAAAAGCUAAAACCGCUGGAUUUAAGCUAAAACUAAGCGUUUAUUCGCUUUUUACCUUUAAUCUGCUGAAGAACUGGUCUGUCAGCGUUGUUUUGGCUUUGAGUUCAUGCUUUAAGAAGUGCCUGUGCUGCACUGUAUUCUUAUUUUUCGUGUUUUAAGGAGAUUUUAACGUGUUUUUUUUGCACUAAUCCAGCAUAUAUGCUUUAUAUAUAAGCAGGAUUCCCUUUAUAAAGAAGAUAUACAGGAGCUAGCUGGCUGGCUCUGUAGCAGCAACAAGAAAAGGGACGUGUUUUUCCAUAUUCUGAUUUUAUUUUUAGAUUUUUUGGACGUUUUAUAGUGGGAUUCAGGCUGUAAAAUCACUGUUUUGGAGAGUUGGACUGUUUUUUUCUUUGGGAACACUUUUUUUUGGACGUUUUGCACUACAUUAAAGGAGGCACAUCUACAUUUUCUUUCAUUUUCCUGCCUUUUUCCAACAGAAAACCAUAAAAAAAAUCAAUUUAUCAAUUUUUUUAAUCAAUUUUAUUUCUUGUAUUUGUAUUUCUGCAGCUUCUGCUCCUAAGAAAGCUGGAAUAUCUUUUGUUUUUAUCCAGCAGAACUGCAGCCCACACGAAGAACACAAGAAAAACAACAGCUAGACUCUGCUUUUUUAUUAUUUUUUAACAUUUUUUAAGGACACAAUCUGACCUGGAGUGUCACACAGCUCUAUAUACAUCAUAUAUACAUUUUUAUCAUUUUUAAUUCCUGUGUUAUUGUUGAAAAUGGCUGCCAUUGGUUUGGUGCAGAUGUUGAUCGAAGCUGCUGAGUAUCUGGAUCGAAGGGAAAGAGAAGCCGAGCAUGGGUACGCCUCAAUGUUACCAUUCACCAGCCAUAAAGACCGGGACGGGUCCAAGCGGAAAAAUAAAAGCAAGAAAAACUGCAGCAGCAGGUCCACACACAAUGAAAUGGAGAAGAACAGACGAGCACAUUUAAGACUAUGUUUGGAGCGUUUAAAAUCGCUGGUGCCGCUGGGACCAGACUCCAACAGGCACACCACCCUUAGCCUACUAAUGAAGGCCAAGGAACACAUUAAGAGGUUGGAGGACAGUGAGAGGAAGGCACAGCACACAAUAGAUCACCUGCAGCGUGAGCAGAGGCACCUGCGCAGACGGCUGGAGCAGCUGGGGGUGGAGCGCACACGCAUGGACAGCACAGGCUCCACCCUCUCCUCCGACAAAUCCGACUCUGACCAAGAAGAGCUGGACGUGGACGUGGACGUGGAGGGUACGGACUACCUGCUGGGUGAUCUGGAGUGGAGCACCAGCAGUGUGAGCGACUCAGACGAGCGAGGAAGUCUGCGGAGCAGCUGCAGCGACGAGGGCUACUCCAGCGCCAGCCUCCGCCGCCUCGCCACCACUCAGGAGAAGACCCCAACGCUGACCUGCAGUCUAUAAGAGCACAUCUACCUACCCACCCAGCCAACCUCCAACCCCUCACCUGACCUCCUGCUCACCUGCCCCACAUCCCAACAUUCACUGCACUACACUCAGCUCCCGGCCUCCCCCAGCCAGCUCCUGGUCCAGAACCUGGUUCCGUAUGCCUUCAGGGUCUUGUCUGGGAUCGGAUGGGUGAAUCCAGAACUGAUCUUGGGUCACCAUUAAAGAUCAGAUCCUGUUAGAUCCAAUCAGAAAUGCAGAAAUUGGGGUUUUCUGCACUGAUUUGAAUCCUGCCGACUACGCCAAUUUUGUGUACUGGUUGCUAACUUUGUAUUUAUUGCAAUUUAUUGAUGUUUUAACAACGUAAAUCCCAACACCUGAAUAGUAUUAACAAUUAAUUAAAUAUUCAAUGCUCUUUAAAGGGUUUCAAUUGUAUUGAUAUGCUAUUAUUUUAGCAUUAUCAAUCAAUCAACCAAUCAACCUUUAUUUCUACUCAGUAAAUACAUUGUGAGGGUGACCCUCAUUUUCAAUGCAGCCGAGCAUUAAAGGGAUUGAAAAUUAUAAGUUUAAAUGCUAAAAACAAGCAAACAAUGUAAGAUUUAAGUAGGAGAAAAUAAAAUAAUUAAAAUGAAAGGAUAUGCAAACAGGCAAAAAAGUGGAGCAAUAAGAAAAAGAGAUAAAUAUAUAGAAUAAAAAAAAAAAUAUAUAUAUAUAUAUAUUAUAAACGCAACACAGGACUAAAAUAACCACAGUUAUAAAAAACGAAACGAUGGAACUCAAAUAAAUAAUAGUAAUUAGGUACAUUGCAUCAGUGGAAUAAAAUGCAAAAAAAAAAAAAAGGUAUUGAAAUGACAAUAAUAUUGUUUAUUUCUCAAUAAUUCUGGGAUUUAAUAACAUCCAAUCAACAAUAGUUAUGUUGACAGGCCUAAAGAACAUGAAUUCACAAAAAUUUGCGUAGUCGGCAGGAUUUGUGUCUCAUUGGAUUUCUGGAUUACUGGAAGUAAGAACACUGAUCUGGCUUCAGUUUUUGCACCAGAGAAGUUGUGUCUAGGUCAGUGAUCUUACACUGAGAUGAUACUCUAAAAAGGGGUAUCCAGUCUUAUCCACGAAGGGCUAGCGUAGCUGUUGGUUUUCAUUUCAGCCAAGCAGGAAUCGGGUUUUAAGUCGUCCAAUGAACAAUGGUGCAGCCAGUAUGAUCCCGGUUUGGAUCGGCGGUUUAAAUCCCGUAUCAUGCUGCUCUUCCAUCAGCAGCCAGAGUCUGAGAGAGUACAAUAGUAGAUAGUAGUGUUUCUAUCUGGGUGGGAGGUACAGUCUGUGACGCACUCUUGCCUCAUCACUCCCCAUCCCAAGUGCUUUCCCCCGAGUGCACUGUUGCAUUGGUGACGUUUGGGAAAAAAAGAGGCGGAGUCUGACUUUGCAUGUAUCGGAGGAGGAAUGCACCGGUCCUCACUCAACCUCAAUUGGUUAAUUGACCUUCCAAAUUGGGAAAUUAGGGGAAAAAAUGGGGUAAUGUUUGUUUAAAAUGAAAAAAUGAAAACCUGCAGCCACUCUGAGCCUUUUGCGGAUAGGAUUGUACACUAAAGCUGUUUUACAGCAUAUGAGACCAAGCCUUUAAGAGAUUUUAAGAGAUUUAAAGAGAUUUUAAUGAGGGAACCAAGACUAGAAGGCUACAAGCAGCAGGACUUCUUCAGAUUGUGGUCUACUCUACACAAGUUGUUGUUCUUUAGACCUCCUGUAGUUGAGUAGCGGAAGUUCGAAGACCAGAAAUCAACCCGAGGAGGACCGGAGAGAGCGAGGGCACUGAACCCAACCCACCGUUUCACAGUUUCUGCCAGCCACGCCUCGUAUGCCCAGCACAGACUCAGCACAGACAAUCUGUGACGCCAGUCAAAACCACUUUUAUCGCCGUUUAUCGCUGCGCCACUCUGCACCGUCCAAUCAGCAGCAGAGAUAGCAGCAGCAUAAGAACCUAAUAAGGACCUAUUUGCCCUGUCCUUACCUGCUGUCAUCCAAUCAGAUCCUUCACUUGCUCCUCCACCUCACCAUCGUCCGUCCUUCAUCCUUCGUCCUCCGUCUUGCGUCGGAGAGAGAGAGGCUACAGGCUGUAUGUGGGCUGUCGGAGAUAAGAGGUUUGCCCAUCGCUCUUAUAAAGGCUCUAAAAGAGCUGGACCUUUUGAACACCCUUUGAAAGUGGUGUGUAUCAUACCAGAGAAUGUGUAUCAUACCACGCACCCACUGCCUACUCGACUUCUCUCUGGGCCAAUCGUACGCCGUCCUUCCGUCCGUUCGCCGUCCGUCUGUCUGUCAGUCGCCGCCUUGCAUUUCCACCUCCAUCCAGACUGUGGACCUUCCUGACACAGGGCUAGGUCACCUGACCGGUCAGCUGACCUAUCAGAGCAUGGAACUUUGCACUUCGGAGUAACCUGUUGGUGCGAGCUGCCUCUUGCACUCGGAUCUCAGAUCUGAGAGCAGUACGUAUCGUUGUACGGCUGUAUCGCUUUACACUGUCGGUGUCAUCAAACUGUUCUGAGAUCAGCGAGGGAAGGGCUGCUUCUACCACAUAAGAGCUCAGCAGGAACAUUUUCGGGUCAAAAACAGACAAAAAAAAAAAACGAUUAAUCAAUCAAUCAAUCAAUCAACCAACCAAUCAACAAAAGAAAAAACGAAGAAACAAAAAAAAAAGGUGUGCGAUCAUGUCAUCGUUACCAUUAUCGUUGGCGUUAACGUCAUUGUUGUUGGAUUAAUUUCUCUUUUUCUAUAUCUUUUGUUGGUUUUAUUUUAUUUCUCUCCUCUUCAGAGGGACCGCAGCUACUCUUUACUAGUUAUCACAUGUAUCAGGUGUAGUCUUUUAGCUUUAGUCUUAAAGAAAUACCUUCCUGCACUGUCCAACAUCCACCCCCAACCACUCACUGUACUGGGAGCCAUGGGAGGAACACUUUCUGGUGCGACAUGUGAUGUCAUCUGAAGCGACUACUACUACUACAACUACUAUUACAACUAUUAUUACUACUACUACUACUACUACUACUACUACAGUUCCCAUUCGCAAAAAAAAAUGUGAUUUCCUGUUUAUACACCCAGGCAACAUGCAAGGUGGUUCUUAAUAUGGCUAUUAGGGAUGCAUCGAUAUGGGAAGACGAUCCGAUAUUAUUAUUUAUAAAUUUUUUGCCAUAUGCAUCUGCCGAUACUGAUACCAACAUUUAUGAAGUUAUAAAAGUUGGGUUUUCUGCAUAAAAUCAGCAUUAAAUUAAGAGUUCCUGGAAAAGUGCAAUAAGUACUGUAUUGGUUAUCGGUCAGUAUGAUAUAUCAAUGGUAUUAUCUCAAUUAUCACCCAGCCAUGAAUAGCCUACUUCUACUAGAGUUCCCCUCUCUCAAAAAAGGUGAUUUCCUGUUUAUACACCCAUGCAACAUGCAAGCUGUUUUACUAACAGCUAUUAGGGAUGCACCGAUAUGGGAAGCCGAUCCGAUAUUUUUUCUUUUGCCGUAUGUAUCUGCCGAUACUGAUACCAAAAUUUAUACAAUGAUAAAAGUUAAAUAAAAGCAGCAUUAAAUUAAGAGUUUCUUUAAAAGUGCAUUAAGUACUGUAUUGGUUAUCAGUUUUAAAAUAUCGGUCAGUGCGAUAAUUGAUUAUUGGGUGAUAAUAUCGAUAUGCAUCCCUAGUUGCCAAGCCAUGAAAUUGAAUUAUUGGACUGGUUACACUGUUCAAUUCAGUUGAGUUAUUGAGGACCGUAAUCCAGCACAGCUUACUGAUUGUAGCUGCUCAAACACUCAAAAACCCGAUUACCAAAAAAAGGUGCUUCAAAUGGUUCUUUAGUUCUUUAAACACGGGGUAGAACCUUCCCAGGUCAUUAAAGUUGCUGUUAAUCUAUGGCUGUAUCGCUCCUAGAA
Molecule: messenger RNA, 5405 nt
Organism: Astyanax mexicanus (Mexican tetra)
Lineage: Eukaryota; Metazoa; Chordata; Actinopteri; Characiformes; Acestrorhamphidae
Gene: mxd1
Product: MAX dimerization protein 1
Exons: 6
Coding region: 864-1535 (223 amino acids)
Biological process (GO): negative regulation of transcription by RNA polymerase II
Molecular function (GO): DNA-binding transcription factor activity, RNA polymerase II-specific; protein dimerization activity; RNA polymerase II cis-regulatory region sequence-specific DNA binding
Source: RefSeq, a predicted model, not a curated record